Molecule: messenger RNA, 708 nt
Organism: Alternaria atra
Lineage: Eukaryota; Fungi; Ascomycota; Dothideomycetes; Pleosporales; Pleosporaceae
Exons: 4
Coding region: 1-708 (235 amino acids)
Biological process (GO): deadenylation-dependent decapping of nuclear-transcribed mRNA
Cellular component (GO): Lsm1-7-Pat1 complex; P-body
Molecular function (GO): RNA cap binding
Source: RefSeq, a predicted model, not a curated record
AUGGCUUUCAAUCAGCGCCCACCCCGAGGCCCCGCGCAGGCUGGAGGUGCCCCGAACAUGGCCCCGGACUUCAAUGCUAUGCUUCAGCGCUCUAUGCAGGCACCUGGACAGCUACAGCCCCAGGUCUCAGAGCCUCCACGAGGGCCAUCACCGUCUAUUGGCUACGAAGGCGUAUAUAGUGCCACUCCACCACCGCAACAUGGUCCAAAUGUGCUUGGUGGUGCACGAGGGCAGGCGCCGCCGCCAGUACUACCCGUUGAUCUCCCACCGCAGGCCUUCUUGACUUCGGCAAUGCUGCUGGAUAUGGUGGACAAGAAGGUUGACGUGUUACUGCGCGACGAGAAAGAGUACAUUGGUAUACUACGGUCAUACGACCAAUUUGCCAAUCUUGUUCUCACGGAAUGCUACGAGCGAAUAGCAGCCCGCAACCCUGACGCAUCACCCUCUUCCGACCCCUCUAUCCCACGUUGGCUGAUACACGACGUCAAGCUUCCUGGUGUAAUGACUGUAAGAGGCGAGAACGUCACCAUAUGCGCAACCGUCGACCUCGACCGAGAAGAGCACCCGAAAGGCGCAAUGUUCGCCGAGGAAGAUCAAGUGCGGGCGCUGGCAGCGGCCCAAAAAGCAGAGAAAAAGGAAACCGAUUCGCGGAAAGCCAAGGCGUUGAAGCAGGCUGGCAUUGAGCCUGGAUUUGGCAUGCAAGGGUAG